AUGGUGGCACGCCAGCGCGAGCGCGAGGGUACCGUAGCACCCACGUUUGGGUUCUCAUUUGAUGCUGGGGCAAGCCACACUUGCAACUACCCCGUCAAGUCCGUGAAUCUCUCCAUCAUCCGCGGGGCAAUGGCCGCGCAUGACGUAGGACUGUUGGCGCCCUUCGCACCCACGUUUGGCCAUGCAGUCAUUCGUGCACUGUUCGCCAAAAUCAGGGACAGCAAAGUGAUAGCUGGCCACCGCCGGGAAGCCUGUGCACGUGGCGCAGCACGCCUCGUGGGCGAAGGGGUGGGUGCAAUAGCCUGCGUUGAGGACAUCAGCACAUGUGGUGAUGUUUCCAAGCCCAAGAUUUUCCGCUGCAGCCUCGAGGGCGUUCUGCUCGGGCACGUGAUCGCAUCGGAGGUCACGUCGGACGACCUCUCGUUUGGCGACACCGCCAUCACCACUCUCUCCGGCCGGUCGCUCAUUGCUCGCAAGGAGCAUGCGGGUGCGUGCGUGAGCGACGGCGAAUGGUACAACCCGUGGCAGGGCAGCCACUUCUUUUGCUCCGCUUUCACGACGCAGCACCACUGCGAUUCGUUCGGCAGCAUGGAGGGGCACGAAGGAAGGACCGCUUCGCAGGCUUGCUGCACUUGCGGCGGAGGCAGCUACGCGGGCGCGGCGGUGACUGUGCGGGACAGCGCAGGGGGAUUGCUCGCGACGGUGACCACGGCCGACGUGCGCGCUAGCAACGGAGUCAUCCACGUCAUCGACACCGCCGCCGACCCGGCGCUCCUCGCGCAGCUGUCGGACCCCGACUCCACGCUGACGCUUUUCGCGCCGACUGACGCCGCCUUUGCGGCCCUUGGCGAUCUCACCGGCGUCCUCUCCGACCGCCCCCUUCUCACCUCUCUCCUCCGGAAGCACCUUCUUGGCUCCGUGGUGCCAGCGCAGACCGCUCUCUCGCUCUCCUCCGCCUCUGUGGCGACCCUGGCCGCCGAGGACGUCCUGGUCGACGGCUCGACCAGCUCCGUCCUCGUCUCGCCCACCGUUGUCGGUGGCGCCUCGACUGUGGUCACCGCAGACGUCCAGGCCUGCAACGGCGUGGUCCACGUCGUUGACGAAGCUCCCGCCUCUUCCUUCCCCGCCUCCUCCUUCUCGCUGUCGGUCGGCGGCGACGCUCGCCGGCAGCGCGCCCUGGACAGCCUCGACAUCGACGCCGUCGAGGAGGCAGUGCGCUCGUCCUUCGCCAAUAUCUUCGGCGGGUCGGCUCCCCCCUCCACUUGGCGGAUGCGCCUCGAGGACCGCGGUGGGCGCGAGGCCGAGGGAGGGCCGACCGCGGAGGAGGUGACGGCCGCCGCGAGGGAUCCAGCCUUCCUCGCAGGCGUGGAGGCCGAGCUGGGCGUCGAGGCGCAGACCGUAGCUAGCAAUCCGCCAUUUGAGCGGCACACCGACGCCGCCCUCGUCGCUGGCGCCGCCGGCGGCGCGGCUGGCGCGCUGCUCGUCGUGCUCGUCAUGGUGACGUUCGCGGCGGUAAAGGUGUGA
Molecule: messenger RNA, 1524 nt
Organism: Emiliania huxleyi CCMP1516
Lineage: Eukaryota; Haptophyta; Isochrysidales; Noelaerhabdaceae
Exons: 12
Coding region: 1-1524 (507 amino acids)
Source: RefSeq, a predicted model, not a curated record